AUGGGUUUCGCCCACAACAACGUCCUCCACGCCAACCAUUUCCGCAAGGACUGGCAGCGCCGUGUCCGCACCUGGUUCGACCAACCGGGGCGCAAGCUCCGCCGACGCAAUGCCCGCAAGACCAAGGCAGCCACCCUCGGCGUCCGCCCCCUCAACCUUCUCCGCCCCGCCGUUCGUGCGCAAACCGUCCGCUACAACCGUAAAGUCCGGGAGGGCCGUGGAUUCACCCUCGCUGAGCUCAAGGAGGCUGGCAUCGGAAGGAAGGAGGCUCGGGGCGUUGGGAUCGUUGUUGACCACAGGAGGAGAAAUCUGAGCGAGGAGGGCAAGAAGGUCAACGUGGAGAGGCUGAAGGCGUACAAAGCCCGCCUGGUUGUCUUCCCCCGCAAGGCUGGCAAGCCCAAGAAGGGCGACUCUUCAGCGGACGAGCUCAAGGCUUCCUUCACCCGUGACUCCCUGGCCCUCCCCGACAUCUCUCCCGCCGAACCACCACGCAAAAUCACAGCCGCCGAACGCGAGUUCCAGGCUUACAAGACUCUCCGCACCGCUCGCGCCAACGCACGGCACGAGGGUGCUCGCAAGGCUCGUGCUGCCAAGAAAGAGGAGGAGGAAGCUGCCAAGAAGAAGUAA
Cyclocybe aegerita is the source of this 627-nucleotide messenger RNA. Lineage: Eukaryota; Fungi; Basidiomycota; Agaricomycetes; Agaricales; Hemipholiotaceae. The record is from the annotation of a GenBank genome assembly.